AUGGCGCCCCCCCGCGCCGCCAAGCGGCCCAAGCUCGAGGGCUCCUCCUCCUCCUCCGCCCACGCCCAGCGGGGCGAGGACGACUACGUGCCGGGCAACAUCGUCGAGAUCGAGCUCGGCAACUUCAUGACCUACGACCGCCUCGUCUGCCGCCCCGGCCCGCGCCUCAACCUCGUCGUCGGGCCCAACGGAUCCGGCAAGAGCUCGCUCGUCUGCGCCAUCGCGCUCGCCCUCGCCGCCGACCCCGCCAUCCUCGGCAGGGCCUCCAGCGUCAGGGCCUUCGUCAAGCGCGGGGAGGACUCCGGACACGUCAAGCUCUCCCUCCGCGGCGACGCGCCUGGCCAGGACAUCUGCAUCACCCGCAAAAUUGACACCAACAACAAGUCCGAGUGGCUCCUCGACGGUGCCAGCGUCCCCAAAAAGGACAUCAUAGAUGUCAUCAAGAAGUUCAACAUCCAAAUUAACAACUUAACUCAGUUCCUGCCGCAAGAUCGGGUGUGCGAGUUUGCAAAGCUGACUCCCAUCCAGCUGCUAGAAGAGACCGAGAAGGCCGUCGGCGAUCCUAAUUUACCUGUGCAGCAUCGCCUGCUCAUAGAAAGGAGCAAGGAGCUCAGGGUUCUCGAAGUGACUGUAAAGCAAAAGGAGCAGACCUUGAACAACUUAAAAGCUCUCAACGCUGAGCAAGAAAAAGAUGUCGAACGUGUCCGGCAGAGAGAUACGCUUCUGAAAAAGGCUGAGCUAAUGAAGAAGAAGCUGCCAUGGCUCAAGUACGACAUGAAGAAGCUGGAAUUCAUGAAGGUGCAGGAGGAGGAGAAAACCUUCAAGAUGACCAUGGAAGCAGCAGCCAAAAUCUGGCAAGAUGCAAAAGCCCCCAUCGAAGAGCUCAAGAAAGACAAAAUGACUCAUGCUUCAACUACCAAGAAGAUAACCAACCAAAUAAAUCAAAACACAAACAAGCGUCGGGAAGUUACAGACGAGGAAGGGCAGCUGAGUGCACGAUUGAAAACCACGUUUGAUGACAUAGAAGAUCUGAAAAGGCAAGAAAGAUCUCGGCAACAAAGGAUCUCGAAUGCUAGGGAUGCUCUUGCUGCUGCUGAAAAGGAACUUCAGGAUUUACAACCAUACGAACCACCUAGAGCUGAAAUGGCACAACUGACGGAUAAAAUUGCACAAACAACUUGUGGCAUACACGAGCUGAAGCUCAGACGGAAUGAUAAGGAGCGUCAGUUAGCUCAGGAGAAAGACAGUCUGAGGAAGUGUUCUGAUAGGUUGAAGCAAAUGGAAAGUAAGAACAAUAAGCUACUCCAAGCAUUGGAAAGAACUGGUGCUGACAAAAUCAGUGAAGCAUACUACUGGGUGCAAGAUAACAAAAAUAUGUUCAGGGCAGAAGUUUAUGGGCCUGUUCUCCUUGAGGUUAAUGUUCAGAAUAAGACUCACGCUGCUUACUUGGAAAACCACGUUCCCAAUUACGUAUGGAAGUCAUUCAUUACCCAGGAUGCUUCCGACCGUGAUCUCUUGGUUAGGCAACUGAAGCAUUAUGGUAUUCCUGUUCUGAACUGUGUGAACAAUAACUACAGGUGUGAGCCACUGAACAUUACCCGGGAGAUGGAGCAACUUGGGAUCAAAUCACGACUUGAUCAAGAAUUUGAAGCUCCUCCUGCUGUAAAAAAUGUUUUGAUUACCCAGGCUUCUGUGGAUCAAUCGUAUAUAGGUACAGAUCGAGCAGAUGAAAGGGCAGAUGAGGUGGUAAAGUUAGGUAUUUCUGACCUUUGGACUCCACGUAACCAUUAUCGAUGGUCCAGAUCAAGAUAUGGCGGUCAUGUGUCAGCAAAUGUUGAUUCAGUCUAUCCGUCUCGUCUAUUCAUGUGUGACUUGAAUAUUAGUGACAUUGAAAGGCUUCGAUCUGAAAACGAUGCACUUAAGAAAAAAGUUGAAGGCAUGGAGGAAGCCUUAAGAGAGCUCCAGAAAGACCAGAGAAAAUUAGAAGAUGAAGAGGCAGAAUUCCGCAAGGAAAAGGAGACUAUUACUGACAAGGUGAGGUUCCAUAAGAAGAGGAGAGAAGAAAUACAAAGGCGUGUAGAUAUUAAAAGAAGAACUCUGGAGGACAUAUCUCAAGAGGAGGAUGUGGAAUCCAGCACAAGAAAGCUUACUGAUCAGCUAGCUAAGUUAAACGAUCAACGAUUUCGAGCUGUGAUAAAACUCAAGAGUUUACUUGUUGAAGCUGUUGCUCUCAAAUGGAGUUCUGCAGAAAAGAACAUGGCUUUUAUUGAGCUUGAUACAAAGAUAUGGGAGAUGGAAAAGGAUGUGAAGAAAUUUGAAAAGGAUGCUGUACAGGCUGCCAAAGGAUAUGAAAACUGUAAAAGAAUCACUCAAGAGCAUCGACAGGUACUGCUUAAGGCAAAACAGCAUGCCGAGUCAAUAUCUGUGAUCACCGAAGACCUUGCAAAAGAGUUUGAGAAGAUGCCUAGUACAGUAGAAGAACUGGAAGGUGCAAUACAGGAUACUGAAGCUGAAGCAAAUUCUAUGCUGUUUCUUAACCAAAAUGUGUUGCAGGAGUAUCAAAACAGGCAGCGCGAGAUAGAAUCAAUAUCAACAAAACUUGAAGAUGAUAAAGUAGAAUGUGAGAGAUGCUGCUCUGAAAUAGAAACUACAAAGGGUAAAUGGCUGCCAACUCUCCGGUCGCUUGUUUUAAAAAUAAAUGACACCUUUAGUCGCAACUUCCAAGAAAUGGCUGUAGCUGGAGAAGUUUCACUUGAUGAGCAUGGUCUCGAUUUUAGUCAAUAUGGCAUUCUUAUAAAAGUAAAGUUCAGGCAAACUGGUCAGUUGCAGGUGCUAAGUGCUCAUCACCAGUCUGGAGGGGAGCGGUCAGUUUCUACCAUCCUGUAUCUUGUAUCGCUUCAAGAUCUUACCAACUGCCCAUUUCGGGUGGUUGAUGAGAUAAAUCAAGGAAUGGAUCCUGUAAAUGAGAGGAAAAUGUUCCAGCAGCUUGUCAGAGCCGCGAGCCAACUGAACACACCACAGUGCUUCCUGCUGACGCCUAAGUUACUGCCUGAUCUGGUAUACAGCGAGGCGUGCAGCAUAUUGAACAUCAUGAAUGGUCCGUGGAUUGAGAAGCCAGCCCUAGCUUGGAGUGCGGGAGAUUGCUGGAGAAAGGUGAUGAGCGUGGAGGCUGGGAACUGACUGACCUGACCACACUGCUUUUGGGUGGUUAAUCUAAGAAUCCAUUAAUGUAAAUAUAUCUAGGUUCGAGUAGGAGUGGUUGCUUUGGCUUCAUUAUCCACAGCAGAAGCAAAUCAGAGACCUUUGUUAAGUUGGUAGUAACCCAGUCUAUUUAUCAGCAGCUGGUCUAGUCCUGAUUGAAUAGCUAAGCUAAGGGGCGACGAUGAUGUAAAUUAGGACAUAAUAACUAUCCUUUUGGCCAUAUUAAAUGAACAACUUGUACAGGCUAAGUUUAACUUCA
Lolium rigidum is the source of this 3460-nucleotide messenger RNA. Its product is annotated as structural maintenance of chromosomes protein 5. Lineage: Eukaryota; Viridiplantae; Streptophyta; Magnoliopsida; Poales; Poaceae. Gene Ontology annotation, cellular component: Smc5-Smc6 complex. Bases 1 to 3180 code for a protein of 1059 amino acids. Gene Ontology annotation, biological process: double-strand break repair via homologous recombination. The record is from RefSeq and is a predicted model, not a curated record. Gene Ontology annotation, molecular function: ATP hydrolysis activity; ATP binding. The transcript is spliced from 28 exons.